AACAAACAAGAUUAUGAGUUGGGUUUUUACAUUUGCAUGUAAUAUUGUUCGACUUUGUGCAUUCACAAGCUCUAUAAUCUACACCUGUUGAUAAACAAAAUAUACAUAUGAGAUGAGAUAUAGCUUUUAAAAACUAGGAAAAAUUGUUGCAAAUUCCGAGUUGAUUUUCUCUAUAAUAAAAAUUGUUUAUUGACCAAAAACAGUGUUACUUUUAUUAUUUUCCUUUUUCCCACUAAGAUAUGUGAGUAACGAAGCACUAAAAUCAAAUUCUUUUCCAACUUUACUUAUUUUCUAUUAAAUUUUCCUAACCCUACUAUAUUUGUAUAUAAGUAUAGAAGAGAGUCAAGAGAAGAGAAUCCUACCAUAGAGUUUCAACAGUUGGUUUAAGUUACAAGUCUCGUCACACAAACACACGUCUCUCCCAAGUACUAACAACCAAUCAUCUCAAACCUAACUUCUCUUCUCCGUUGGAUUUCUUGAGAACUCUCUCUCUCUCUUUCUGAGUAUCUUCAAAGAAACUUCAAGAACAUGUCUUCCAUGUUGGGUUGUUCUAGUGGCACCGUAGCGAUCGCAACCGCCAUGGUUUUCUCGAGCACUGCUCUCUUUCUCGCGAUGGCUCGUCAGUUCCACGGGAAGAUUCAUGAUCAGACGCCACCGCCACCAACCCUCCGUUCUUGCUUAUCUUCAGAGGAAACGAAGAAACAGAGGAGGAAGAAGAAGAAAGUUAGCUUCGCGGGGAAUGUGAAAGAUACGAAAGGGAACGGGAAAGAUUACCGGAGGAGGGAACUGAGCAGGAGAAUCGUACCGGAGCCAGUGACUAAUAAACCGGGGAAGACCGGUUCAGUUUGUGGAAUAUCGACGAUGCCAGCGAACCGGGUGGCUCUGUAUCAUGGGAUUCUCAGAGACAGAGAUCACAGAACUCAAUGCUCUUAUUGACUUUUCUUCGUUGACCAAACAAGUCAAUAUAGGUUUUGCGUUUGUAAAUUUUCCGGUCAUAUACUUUUUCAUGGAACAUUCAGGAACGUAGUAGGUGGUUGUCUUCUCCUUUUUGAUUCAUAGUAGUAGGUGGCGUUCUUGCUCUCUACUUUUCUAGUUUUUUUGUUACAAAAUCAAAGCGGUGAUGUAAAUUAAUGACCUGUAAAAAUUACAUAAUUGAUAUUCAUUGUGGUAAAACUUUGGUUUCUUUGGUUAACCUUGUAUUGAUUGUGUUAAAAAUUAUAAUCACAUUGAGAGGGUAACAACAUAGGUCUUUUAUUUUGUUAGUAAAAGCCAAUAAACAAAGUGUAACAAUUUUUUUUUAACUUAAAACCUAGAAACAGUUGAAACA
Eruca vesicaria subsp. sativa (arugula) is the source of this 1327-nucleotide messenger RNA. The record is from the annotation of a GenBank genome assembly. NCBI's taxonomy places the organism in Eukaryota, Viridiplantae, Streptophyta, Magnoliopsida, Brassicales, Brassicaceae.